CGUCGUUACAAUUACAGUAUACGGGAUAUACCACGCAUCUCAAGGGGGAAAAAAAAGAAUAUAACAUUGGAGAAUCAAGAGACACCAGGAAAGAAGAGAAUAAAAGAAAAAGAAAAGAGAAAGAAAACUCAAUGGACAUCCCACACCUCACUGAAACACCAACCCCCUUCCCAAACUGCUGUUUAUCCAUCUCCAGCACCCUAAUAGCCCACCUAGCAUGGCUCCUCCCUAAAAUGCCCGCAUUCACCCUGUCAAUAGGAUGUGGAUCCGGUCUCCUGGAAGCCCUAAUACUGCAUAACCAUCCUAACCUCCAAAUCACCGGAAUAGAAGUCUCCGCGUCAGUCAACCGCUACCUUGCAGAAGAGAACUUCGACGUGGUCAGCGGAACUUGGGAUCUGUAUGCGCGUGCGCCGCAGGCGGCUGCAUGGAUGUUUGUUUACCCGCGUGAACCGAAGCUGGUUAGCAAGUAUAUUGAAAUGUACGCUGAUGAUGAGAAUGGAUCUGAGUCAUCGGUGCAGAUGAUAGUUUGGUUGGGGCCGCGGGCGGAUUGGGCCGAUUAUGAGCCAUGCUUUCGCAAUUCGUCGUUCUCAGACGUGUCUAUCCCUGAUGAGGUGGGGAUGAUGGAGUUUGAGAUGCUGGCUAUUAUGCGGAAGAGGUAGCGGUGUGUUUGAGACUAUCGCAGCAAAUCUAUCAAUUUGGUCAUCGGACGGACAGUGGGAGGGAUAUCUCUGGCCCCUAGCAGCGGGUAGAUACUAGGAUGGAUGCUACUAGUGGCUUCGCUGAUGUUUACGACUAAGUACUAGUACUACCUAAUGCCAAUUUAGGCUGACCGGUCGGUCGUUAAACUAUCUAAUUGAGCAUGCUAAGUCAUAAUAUAAAUAAUCAGUGAC
Aspergillus welwitschiae is the source of this 890-nucleotide messenger RNA. RefSeq lists its product as uncharacterized. Bases 132 to 659 code for a protein of 175 amino acids. NCBI's taxonomy places the organism in Eukaryota, Fungi, Ascomycota, Eurotiomycetes, Eurotiales, Aspergillaceae. The transcript has a single exon. The record is from RefSeq and is a predicted model, not a curated record.